Trichophyton benhamiae CBS 112371 is the source of this 2439-nucleotide messenger RNA. RefSeq lists its product as uncharacterized. Gene Ontology annotation, cellular component: nucleus. The transcript is spliced from 4 exons. NCBI's taxonomy places the organism in Eukaryota, Fungi, Ascomycota, Eurotiomycetes, Onygenales, Arthrodermataceae. Gene Ontology annotation, molecular function: DNA binding; DNA helicase activity; hydrolase activity, acting on acid anhydrides, in phosphorus-containing anhydrides. The record is from RefSeq and is a predicted model, not a curated record. Gene Ontology annotation, biological process: establishment of sister chromatid cohesion; nucleobase-containing compound metabolic process. Bases 1 to 2439 code for a protein of 812 amino acids.
AUGUACUGGUCAUAUCCAGGUCAUGGCUGCUGCAUGUUGAUGUGUAUAUAUGCUGACUUGGUAGAUGGGGACGACGGGGAGCCGGACUGGAUGGUGCAGCACGCUCGACGUGAGAGGACCCAGGAGAUGCUUGCUCGCCGAAAGGAGCUGGAAGAGCGUCUGGCCAGAGUCAGGGAAACAGAGGAGAGGCAUAGAAAGAAGUUGGAGCUUGCUUCUCGCUUGACCAAGAAGAUGCGAGUUGUUAAUGAGAAAGUCCGUCCAGAAACCAAGGAUGAAGACUUUGAAUUAGAUGACUAUGAAAGUGGAGAUGAAAAGGCUGGACGGCCGCAGGAUGAUGGCAACCCCCUAUCAUCAGAUACGUUGGCCCUCCUUGAGAAGCUCAAAGGCCCUGCCCAGCGGAUAGAGCUAGAGGAAGACAAUGAAAGCGUCAAGAUCAUAUACUGCUCUCGUACACAUUCACAGCUGAUCCAAUUCGCGCAGGAGAUGCGCCGGGUCAUGCCCAUAUCCAGUAUACCCCCAGACCUAGACGACAACUUGAAGGAAGAGAAAAAAGAAAACCAACAGGAUGAAGGAGAGUGGAUAAAACAUACUCCCCUCGCAUCUAGGAAAACCCUCUGCAUCAACCCUUCGGUCCGGUCUCUGUCUUCUGCCACGGCCAUCAAUGAACGGUGUCUGGAGAUACAACGCCCCAAUGCAGCUGCAGAGCACAAGUGCCCAUACCUCCCUACCAAGGACAACGAGCUCAAGACCUCUCAGUUCCAGGACCACCUACUCGCUCGAGUUAACGAUAUUGAAGACCUACCACCCUUAGGCACCAAGAUGGGCAUAUGUCCAUACUACGCAUCUCGUACGGCUAUGAGAGCUUCUGCCACAGAGGUGGUCACACUACCCUACCCUUUACUAUUACAACAGUCAGCCCGCGAAGCACUCAACCUCUCAGCCAAGAAUAGUGUCAUCGUCAUCGACGAAGCACAUAACCUCGUCGAUGCUAUCGUCAAUAUUCACUCCGUCACCGUCUCACUAUCACAGCUUAGGACUGCCCUGGCCCAGAUUACCACGUACGCUAGACGGUUCAAGUCUCGCCUAAAGGGCAGAAAUCGAGUAUACAUUGCCCAGCUUAUCAGGCUGGUUGGAUGUAUGGUCUCAUUCUUGGAUGGUGUUGGGCAGAAUGACAGACUGGAUGCAGAGCUAACGGUGCAGGAUGUCCUCGGUGGCGGAAAGGGGAAGGGAGGUGUGGAUAUGAUCAAUCCGCAUAAACUAGGCGUGUACCUGAGAGAAAGCAAGCUCGCUAGAAAGGUAGAUGGAUACAUCGAACACACAGCCACUCAGCAGGCCAAUGGUGGUGACGGGGGUGGCAAGAAGGUAGACGGUGGUAUGCCUGUGUUAUUCCAUGUGCAAAGCUUCCUACUUCCGCUCAUGGACCCUUCGGACGAAGGACGCCUGUUCUACGAGAAGGUUGGCGGUGACGUACAGUUGAAAUACCUCUUACUUGAUCCUACUAGUCGAUUCAAGGAGCUUGUCGAAGAUGCAAGGGCAGUUAUACUUGCUGGAGGAACCAUGGAGCCAAUGGACGACUAUGUUAAUCACUUGCUCUCGUAUCUCCCGCGAGAGAAGAUAAAGACGUUUACUUACGGCCAUGUCAUACCAAAGGAUAAUCUGAUGGCUAUCCCGAUUGACAGAGGAAUGGAUGGAACAGAAUUCAACUUUACUUUUGAUCAGCGCAGGUCUGAAAAGAUGAUCAUCAGCCUGGGUCGGACAAUAGUCAGAUACUGUUCUAUCAUCCCUGACGGCGUCGUGGUCUUCUUCCCCAGCUACGACUACUUAGCAACCGUGCUGAAAGUAUGGUCCUCUAGCUCCGGAAUCCUCAAUAGCCUCUCCCGUCUUAAGCCCAUCUUCCAUGAGCCCCAGUCUACAGGUAGUAUGAACGUCAGCGCCAACGCUAACACCAGCACUGACUCUCUCCUCUCUAAAUACUCCGCUUCCGUCGACGCAGGGAAAGGCGGCCUCCUACUCUCCGUGAUGGGAGGAAAACUAUCAGAAGGCAUCAACUUCUCAGACGCCCUAGGCCGUGGUGUUAUCGUGGUCGGCCUUCCGUUCCCCAACACCCGCAACGCCAUCUGGCAGGCUAAGUUGCAGCAUGUUGAAAGGAAGGCAUAUGAACUUGCUGACUCCAUCCAGUCAGACGAGGGCCGACGAGCUUGUGGCAAGGCAGCAAGUAGAGCAUACUAUGAAAACACAUGUAUGCGGACGGUGAACCAGUGUAUUGGGCGAGCCAUACGACAUAAGGGGGACUAUGCUGCUAUUUUGAUGAUAGACAGGAGGUAUCAGACGGAGAGGAUUCAGGGGAAGCUGCCUGGCUGGAUCAGGGGCAGUCUUCUCAAGAAUCACCAGGGCGAUGUCCCCGGCCAACUCCAGCACUUUUUCCAGUCAAAGCCAUAG